AACAUUCAGGGUGGGAAAAAUAAUAAAGUUAGCCUUAUCCAGAUAUACACGUUUAUGAUGAUUGUUUUUGAAAGGACAUCGAGCGCCUGGAGACGCAGGGACACUUUCCCUAAUAUCAGAGCGGCAGGGAAAGUUAUACCACAAGGAGACAGGGCACAGGCAUGUCUGCAGGAAAUAACCCCAAGGUCUGAGACGCCCCCGGUGGUUAGGAAGUUCCUCAACAGUACACAUCCGGAGCCAGGGAAAAUCCGUGCAUUCUUCGGGAAAGCAGAUGAUCCUGAUAUCGCCAGCACACUGGUGCAUGGAAUAAGCACGGGGUCGUCUAUCAAUGCUGGACCUGUGAUCAACCCGCCACCUAAGACCCGCUACCAAGAGAGGCUGCGAGAGCUUCGGGAGGCCACUUAUGGCGGCAGACAGAAAGCUCCAAUUGGACGGACCCAGGUUAUGGGUCCUGGGCUUCCAAAUGGUCUUGAUCCUGAAAAAACAACUUUUGGUGUUAAAUUACUUUAUUCUCUUAAGGCUGGUGAGAUCAUCAAUCCACCAAAAACAGCAGAGCAGGUUGAACAAGAAGCGCAGGAGGGACACGAGCAAUACAUCCGCUCACACAGUUCCUACUUUGUUGGUGAGCAUGUGAACAGGAAGUAUGACUUGAGAAGUUACAGGAAGGACAGUAGGUUUGGUGUGGCCACUCCACAUCGCAUUGAUGGACACAACACCAGAAAGUCUCUCCAAUGGCUCUGUGAUACACAAACGAACCACAGUGCAAAAUUUGUCUCGAAGCGAUGUGACGACUUCAGAGAGAGGACACAGCCGCAGACCGGCAAAGUGCAUGACCCAAUCGCAGACACCUUGCGGGUUCCGGCUGAUCACACUUUCGGAGCGUUGCUGCGUCCUGAUGAGUUUGGUGCAGCAGAAGUCCUGCACGCCACGCCACCUUCAGAGCACAGGAAAGGACAGGACAGACGUCGCGCGCUGGUCAGCGCCGUACGCCAGCAGCUGAAGAAGGCCAACUUCCAGAACUUCACCUCUUUGCUGCAAGCAUUCAGACACUAUGAUAAGAAAGGCCAGGGACGUAUAGAUAAGGAGGACCUACGGGAUGUGUGCCGCGAGUUUAACCUGGACCUCAGCGCAGACAUCCUGGACGACCUUAUCGACUACUGCGACGUUGAUAAAGAUGGGCUAAUUAACUUCCUGGAAUUUGCAAAUUUUCUCAGUUGGAAGGACAAAAUGCCGAUCAGUCAAGAGGAGCAAAGGAUUUUGACAAGAGAGCGGAAGCCCAGCACGGUCUCGGUUAUCAGCAUGAGAGCCGGGGAGCAGGAAGCAGACACAGAGAAACAGGCUGGAACUGAAAGUCUGGCCAAGAGUGGAGACCUGGAACCUGUGAAGGUGGGGAGCGUCCUGAAAACCCCGAAAACACUGCGCAGAACUCGAGCAGAGCCAGAGCGCUUCAUCACCUCAUCCUCUGCCAUCUGCGGCAUCGUGGGUGAGCUGGCUGUUAACGAUUAUCGGACAUAUGGCGUUCCAUCAGUGCGUACAGAUUUGGCUGCCCCGCGUAUCAAACGUGUCAGUGACCGAACAAACUACGGUGAAGAGGGCACGGUGUAUGAACUGCUGUCUCCUACGCUGUACUCGCUGUUCGGGGUGCAUGAGAGACAUUUGUUCUGCCCACGCACCAAGGACGAGAUGGAGCAGAUUUUCCGGAACGCUGGCCUGUGUAUUCCCGAUCAGAUGUUUGAGGAGGUCUGGAGCUUGGCUUCCAAGAGUCACCCAGCCGGAGAAGUGUGUGUGGAGAGUUUUCGAAACGUUCUCAGUGAGCUACAGGCAAAUUAAAAAAGAAUGCGUAUUGUUCAGUAUUGUAUUGUUUCUCUUAGCAUCGCACUGUUAAAUUUGAAAUUCUAUGUCCAGUUAAGAUGAUAAAUAACAAUAUUACAUUAUAUUAAUAUUGAUAAUAUUAGUAAUAUUACAUAUUACUUAUUGACCUACCUCUCUGCCACUGUGUUGCUGUAUGUUACACAUAGCUCCUCAGUUUCUGAGUUGUUCAAAUUGGUCAUUUAUAUAAUAGUAUAAUAAUUAACCAUUGGCCCAGUAUCUAAGAUGUAGUUAUUUCUCAGCUUUUGUUGCUUGCUAAGGGGCUUUUCUGUAUUCAGAAGCCUAAAGAUUACUGUAGUGUCUUGUGCUCAGGUACACAUAUAUACAUAAUGGCAUAUUUAGCUCAGAAAAAAUUAAUAAAAAACUUCCUGCAUAUCAAAAAUUCAGACAAACUAGUUUUGUUCGGAUUGGUUUCACGAUGCGUCUUUCGAGCUUGGUCAUGCCUGGACAUAAUAUGUCAAAGCAGAGGGGAAAAAUAAUUGAAAAUAAAUUCAAAAUGGCAGAAAAUCCAAUAUGGUAGAAAUUAACAUGGUGGUAUUCGUUAAAUUCGGCAUUACUCAAAGAAUCAGAUAAAAGUGGAAUCGUUUCUGCGGCAUUGCGUUGUUGCUUUGUUAUAGUAGACAUAUGUACAAAAUUGUGCUAUUGUUGGCAUUAGAGCGCUUGAGUCUCAUGCACCAAAACUGCUUUGAGGGUAGCUGGGACUGUCCUCUAUCACUGUGUCAAAAUUCAUAAAAAGCAUAUUAAGCAUUCUGUAGGCUGCCAUUGACUACCCUGUAGAAGCAAAAUAACCUUUGGUGCUUGGCCCCCUAAAAAACAAACAAAUAAAUACAUGAAUAAUUCCUGCCUAAUUGAGAUAUUUAAAAAUCCAUCCUUUGUAAAACUGAUGAGAAAACAUCUCUGAUGUAUGCAUGUCAUCCAAUUUCCAAAAAAAAAAAAAAAAAAAAAGCCGGUUAUAAGAUGUUAUUCUUUAUCCAUUAUUUGUCUUGGAGCAACAGAAUUAUAAGAUUGAGCAGAAUUCAUUAACUUGUUUUAAAUAUGUUAGUAGGAUUAUGAUUUUUUUUCAGCAGUAAUUGAGUUUGUGUGGGGAUUUUCUUCAUGUGUGUGCAAACAGGUCUUAAUAUGAUUACCAGAGUGGAUAUCAUUUCAGUUUAAAUGAACAUGUUAAUACCAUAUUAGCCAAUUAAUCGUGAAAUCAUCGAAUAAGAGAACAAUCCGCAGGAAAAUGAGGGGCACGCUGCUGCCGAUGUGCACUAAUACGCCAUUUUACACCCUUUUGGAUUAGGGCUCAUUUUUAUUUUAUUAAUCUUCUUAAUAUAAAAAAAACCACAAACUAAUUUGUGUAUAUGUGUAAUAAUAACACCAUUGGACACUGUAUCAGAAAUCCUCCAGUGUGUGUGAAUGCGCUGUUAGGCAUUAAUUUCACACACAGGCCCGGAUUUAAGACAGUAUAAAUGAGAAGCGGAUUAAUGGAAUAAAAUUACUGGAAUAAAUAUUUGUGAAAAGAAGCAAUGACUGAAAAAUUGUGUUUCAUGUCGCAAAAAUAUGCUUUUGAAGGUUAUUAAUCAUCACGUACACAUCUACUGGAUGUCUACACAUCUUUAUCUGACACAUUAGAGAGCAAAAUGUUCAAGGCUGUUAUACCACAGCACUGCUCAAUUCUCAAAUCUGAUUGGUCAGAAGGUGUUGAUUAAUUUUCUAUAACAGCAGCUCUGACAGUAGUGCAGCUGCAAAUAUAUAUUUGCAGGUUUAUAUAUGUUUAUGUACCAUUUAUGGAAGGAGUCUCCAGUGUUAGGGCUUUGUAACAGAAAGUUUUCUAUGAUGGGAAAGUCUACAGGACAGAUUUAUGUUUCUUUUUUAAUUUUUUUUUUCUUCUGCUUCUCUAUGUACAAGAUCUACAAUAUACAUCUAAAUAUUUUUUAUUAUGCACUGCAAAAAAGGAUAUCUUAGCAAAUGAAAACAUCUUGAAUGUAGGUAAAUUUAUUAUGAGAUUAUUAUAAUUCUGUUAAAAUUUUUACAUUCUUUUACUCGUUUCAAGCUUUAAAUUUCCUUUGUCUGCAUAUGAUUUUGCAUCUUUCUAAAAAUAAAUGCUUAAAAUAAAAAAGAAAAUUAUCUGCCAAAAGAACAACACAGUUUCAA
Pangasianodon hypophthalmus (striped catfish) is the source of this 4005-nucleotide messenger RNA. It is a transcript of the gene efhb, whose product is annotated as EF-hand domain family, member B. Gene Ontology annotation, molecular function: calcium ion binding. The record is from RefSeq and is a predicted model, not a curated record. Bases 55 to 1830 code for a protein of 591 amino acids. The transcript has 13 exons. Lineage: Eukaryota; Metazoa; Chordata; Actinopteri; Siluriformes; Pangasiidae.